ACUGCAGUUGAAAUUCAUCUCAUCUGAGCUCAGUGAAGUUGUCUCGACACUUACCAGUCGACUGAAAGAAAGAAGCCCAGAAAUCGCCCUUGUUCGAAAAUCAACAAUCUUCAAGAUUAGGGUUUUUAGGGUUCGGGAAAUUUUUGCCUGUCUUCUCGAUUCCCCCUCACCAACAGCGAAUCGCGAUGCCAGAACGUGGAGAGGAUCUAUGAAAAACCGCGCGGCAUGGCCGAUUCCAUGGAAGGAGGCUCGGGAAGAUUUUAGGGUUCGGGAAGGAAGCUCGGGAAGAUUUUAGGGUUCGUGAAAGGAGGAAGGGGGUUUUGCUUCUCGUGGUGGGUUCGUGGUUCGGAAAGGCUCUCGUCGUCGUCGACGACUACCGCCGCCGAUCUGGAGAAGGGGGAGCGUCGUGCUUCGUUCGUCGGAGAAGAGGGAUUUUCUCUGGAAUAUCGACUCGGGGAAAGGGAAGGGAAAAAUGGUGACGAUAGAAAGUGACUGAGGAGUAAAACUUCUCAUUUACCGUUGCGACUUUUUUUUUUCCACGUGGAAUUCACUUGUUCGGCGAUAAAAGCCACGUCGGUUGGUCCGUUUGUCCAGUCAGCCCGUUAACUUACACUGUCAAACAAUUGGACGGAAGUGGCUAUUUCUGGUAUUUCGCCAAAAGUGGCUAUAUUUGGCAAAACCGUCAAAGUUUUGGCUAUACAGGUGCAUUUGGCCUAAAUAGUUUACAAAGUUCUAGAGCUAUUGGAAAAAAUUGAAUUAAUUACUUAGUUCGUAGAUGAUGUUAAUUUCUCCAUUUUGACAAAGAACGGUCUAGCUUCACCUAAUUACACCUAGAUGUAGGCGCGUCGAUAUACUCCGUCCCCGCACUAUGAAUUUCUAACAGAUUCCUAUACUGAGACAUUUUUUUGUUAUUGCCUAGCGCCUAAACACGACUUUUUGAACCAUUGAUAUAAGUAAAUUCAAUUUGUGGUCACUAAUGCAUUGCAGAACGAAACUGAAGCAGACAGAAGUGGAUUGCGAGUUCCUGAAGAUACGCUGCGAGAGCUUAAGCAACGAGAACAGAAGAUUGAAGACCGAGCUGCGCUAUGGAAGAAAUGUCGAUUCAUGCCCUCGAGCCUUGAUGACGACGACGUGCCAGUCCUGCCAGAAACGAAACGUUUCGUCGAGUGGAACCAGCAGCAGCGGCGGUCAACCGUAUGAUAAACAACAACAACAACAAUAAUAGAUUAUAGAAAAAUUAGUAGUAGCAAUAAUAAUGAUAAUAUUAAUUAGGCAGAGUUAAUAAGUAAUUAACUUUAUAAAAACAAAAGUAAUCAACGAUGGGGAGGGUUAAUUAGGCGGUCCGAAAGAAAAAAAGAAUACAUGGAUUAUCUGAUGGGAUGAAGAAAUAGAUGCAAGGAAAUUAAUGAUAAGUUUUAAGUGUACUUAGUCUUAGUGGUAAAGUAUAGUAUUAGUAGGGUGGGGGUUAUGGAAGGCUGGUUUUGGCAAAAGGUGAUUUAUUAUAACUUCAUGAUUAAUUAAUUAAUUAAUUAAUCUCUUAAUUACGGAGCGACCGUUGAUGGCUAGCUAGGCUACCCUUUUCAUAGUCGUGGGUAUAAUUCCUCGCUUCAUAAUAGUUGUGGCCAAUGCAGUCAAAAUCGAGCAUUAAAACUUAAAAACUUACGAUUUUACGCUUUUAGAUCACCAAAACGCUUUCGUUUCCAUAUAAAAACUUAAGUGUAUAAAAUCGGACUAAAUUGCGCUUUAAAGCUUAAAAGCUAACGGUUUUACGCUUCUAGUUCACCAAAUGCUUUACGUUUUUAAGCUUUUAGUUCACUAAAUGAGUAUUCUUUUCAUGAAAUUAAUUAUAAAAAGUAUAUUUAAAAGUAAAUCACCAACAAUAUGAUACAUUUGAGAUUAUAAGAUACAUAUCAGGUACUUGGAUGCAUUCUCAACUUCAAUAGAGUAAUAAAUUCACUAGCUAGGCUUUUCCCAAAUUCAUUAGCAUAGAGAGAAAAGUGGCUUAUUGUUAAAAUUUAUGUUUACGAACUUAUUAUUAAGAUGCUAUAAGUUGUUCUACUUUAGGCAUGAAUCGCAUGUAUUUAUUAACUUAUCUGUGCGUUCAUAUUUUGCAUAGCAUAUAUCCUACUUAAUAGAUUUUUAGUUAUUUUUCAGUAUGCGUCAAAAACUUACGCGUUUACGCUUUGAUUCUACGCUUUACGAUUUUAUCCCUUAUCCGCUUCUAGGUAGAAUCGCGCUUUUGACUGCAUUGGCUGUGGCUAAUAUAUUGUAUUUACCAUUUAUAGAAUGUUUAUAUGUGCAACACUUUGUUUGUAACAUACAUAUUACUAUUAGGUGCAUUCCUUUAUUAGUCAUUUUGACUUUCUCAUGUUUUUAAUACGUUCUAAGCAUAUUCGAAGAAAUUUGAGUAUUUGACUAGAAAGUUUCAUGGUUAAAUAUCAAACAAAACACACAUCAUUAGUGUAAAUAUACAAAGAUAUAACCAUCAAACUCUACCAACCAACAGGUAGCUAGUUAAACUUAAGAUGUGCAUGGGUACAUGAUUUCAUAAUAACUGAAGAUAUAAUUAUAAUAAAACUAAUUAUUAUAAGUUUAUAGAUGUUCCUAACACCAACCUAAAAGACACUAAAUAAAUGCACUCGGUAGUCGACUUUGACUAACGAAUAAAAUACUACAUUGCAA
Messenger RNA from Linum trigynum, 2682 nucleotides. The record is from the annotation of a GenBank genome assembly. Lineage: Eukaryota; Viridiplantae; Streptophyta; Magnoliopsida; Malpighiales; Linaceae.